This is a messenger RNA of Benincasa hispida (wax gourd), 1431 nucleotides long. Lineage: Eukaryota; Viridiplantae; Streptophyta; Magnoliopsida; Cucurbitales; Cucurbitaceae. The record is from RefSeq and is a predicted model, not a curated record.
ACACCUCAUAACCCAUAAGCAGUGAAAGAAAAGGAAAAAAGAAAGAAAAAAGAAAGUAAAUUUCGUGUUAGAAGGAACUAAUGCGACUGAUAAUGAUAAAGAUUAGGGAAGAAAUUAAAUUAAUUAAGUACCGUUAGGGUUUGGUUGUAAAAGGAAUCGUCGGUCAAUUCUCUAACGCUUUCUUAACCAAUUCCAGUUUGCACUUCAUUUUCCCAUCUUCCUCCUCCUUCAAUUCUCCAUUUUCCCUCUGCAUUUCGAGUUCCCGUUCUUCAUUUCCCAUUUUCUGGUGUAUAAAAUCUGUUUCCGAUCGAAUUUCACUUCCAUCAACCGGCGAUCACACCAUAAUUCCAAAUUUCCCAGUAUGAGUCUUCAACCCUCACGAUCGGAGUCGGAGUCUACUGUUAUCGACGGCGUGAAUCCUAAUGCCGCCGGUCAAAUCCAACCGUCGUCUCCGGGGUCCUUUUUAUCACCGCGUCAUUCAUUGGAUUCCCAGCGGAGAAUUGCAAUUGCUGUUGAUUUAAGCGAUGAAAGCGCAUACGCUGUCCGCUGGGCUGUUCAGAACUACCUCCGUCCCGGAGAUUUGGUGUUUUUUCUUCACGUGCGACCUACUAGCGUUCUUUAUGGAGCUGAUUGGGGAUCAGUUGACCUUCAUCAAAGGAACAGCAGCAGCGAUGAGGUUAGCGCUGAAGAAUCGCAACGAAAGAUGGAAGAUGAUUUCGACAACUUCACGACGACCAAGGCUAGUGACUUGGCUCAACCUCUAGUGGAAGCUAAUAUUCCUUUCAAGAUUCACAUAGUCAAAGACCACGACAUGAAGGAAAGACUCUGCCUCGAAGUUGAACGAUUAGGGCUUAGUGCUGUUAUCAUGGGGAGCAGAGGCUUUGGCGCCUCAAAGCGAAUUACGAAGGGCCGACUUGGAAGUGUUAGCGACUACUGCGUUCACCAUUGUGUGUGUCCGGUGGUGGUGGUUAGGUAUCCGGAUGAAAAGGAUGGUUCUGGUGGUGGAGAUUCUAAUACUGGCGGCUCGGUGAAGAGUAUUAUUGGGGAGGAAGUGGAACUUGAUCCUGUGCCUGAAGAUGAGCAGGAGUAUCAUGAUGCUGACGAGGAGGUCAAAGAUGGUUAAAUGAGGUGAAUGAUGUUGUGGCCGGUAGUCUGCCCAUAAAUUGUACACGACAAAGGUAGAGAAGACUGCUGAGUGGAUUGAGUUGACUUGAAGAGUUUGGCGUUUGUACAUGAUGAAAAUAUUUCAUAUCCUUUGUUGGAAGAACAAAAACCUUUAUGAUUAGAGAUUUCCAUUUGUACAUGGUGAAAAACAUUUCAUAUCCGCUGUUUGAAGAACAAAAAACUGUAUUCUCUGAUAUUAGUUUCUAUUUGUGUGCUUCUCACACUACUUUUCAUGUUUUCGUAUAGUACACACAUGUUACGUAUUCA